Molecule: messenger RNA, 3494 nt
Organism: Argentina anserina (silverweed cinquefoil)
Lineage: Eukaryota; Viridiplantae; Streptophyta; Magnoliopsida; Rosales; Rosaceae
Product: probable inactive receptor kinase At5g10020
Exons: 3
Coding region: 225-3239 (1004 amino acids)
Biological process (GO): protein phosphorylation
Molecular function (GO): ATP binding; protein kinase activity; protein binding
Source: RefSeq, a predicted model, not a curated record
UCCUGGAGCCCUGAAAGCUGUGAGUUUGAGCAUUAUAUUCACCACACUCUUGCUUCUGUACUUUCACUCAGAUUGUUGGAGUCGACUUGUUGGGUAUCUUUGUCGUUCAAUGUUUUAGUCCUGCUGCUGUUGACUCCAAAUAAUUUGGAUUUUACCCUAAGUCUCUAAGGUGGAAAUCUUUGAGUACCUUGAUUUGCCUCAAAUCUGAUGCUGUUUGAGGAGUAAUGCAGACAAUCUGCUUCAUGUUAAUGUUGUUGGGAGUAGUUGCAGCAUCAGGGCAGUCAGACUUCGAAGCACUCCUGGAGCUCAAAAGAGGCAUUCAGAAAGACCCUUCUGGCCAGGUUCUUGUUUCAUGGAAUUCCAAGUCCUUGGCUUCUGAUGGAUGCCCUAUCAAUUGGUUUGGGAUAAUCUGUAGUGAUGGCCUUGUUACAUCCAUUUCUAUUAACGACGUUGGUCUUGUUGGCGAGUUCAGUUUUUCGGCCAUUGCUGGCCUUAAAGUGCUGCGCAAUUUAUCCCUUGCAAACAACCAGCUCACGGGGACUGUCUCCGAGGUUGCUCUGAUUCAUUCUCUAGUGCAUUUAGAUCUCUCAGGAAAUUUAUUUCACGGGUUAAUUCCGUCCGGCUUAGCUAACUUGAAGCAUUUAGCGGUUCUAAAUCUGUCUUCAAACCAAUUUGAAGGCAUUUUUCCCUCUGGUUUUGGGAAACUUGAACAGCUGAGGUACAUUGACGUUCGAGCUAAUGCCUUGUCAGGGGAUAUCAUGACUGUUCUAUCUCAAAUGGGUAGCGUGGUCCAUGUUGAUCUAAGCAGCAACUUGUUCUCUGGUUCGUUGGAUUUGGAAAUUGGUAACUCCUCUUUUGUUUCUUCAGUUCAAUAUUUGAAUGUGAGUCACAACUCCUUGGCCGGAGAGCUUUUUCCCCAUGAUGGAAUGCCGUAUUUUGAUAGUCUGGAGGUGUUUGAUGCUAGUCAUAAUCAUUUAGUUGGUCAUAUACCUUCCUUCAAUUUUGUUGUCUCUCUCCGGAUACUUCAGCUCGGAAGCAAUCAGCUAUCAGGUUCUCUACCAGAAGCUCUGUUGCAAGGCACCUCAAUGCUCUUGUCCGAAUUGGAUCUUAGUCUCAAUCAUCUUGAAGGUCCAGUAGGAAGCAUAACCUCUGCAACUCUGAAGAAGGUGAAUAUAUCUUCAAAUAAAUUAUCAGGGUCCUUGCCGGCCAAUGUUGGGCAUUGUGCCAUCCUAGACUUGAGUAAUAAUAUGCUUACUGGUAACCUGUCCCGAAUCCAUAGUUGGGGAAAUUACAUGGAAGUUAUGCAGCUGAGUUCUAAUUCUUUGAUAGGAAGCUUGCCUGCCGAAACAUCCCAAUUUUUAAGGCUAACUUCUUUUCAGAUAUCCAAUAACUCAUUAGAAGGUGCUCUUACAUCAGUAUUGGGUACAUACCCAGAACUAAAAGUGAUAGAUCUUAGCUUCAACCGGCUACAAGGUUCUCUCCUUCCAAGCCUUUUCUCUUCAACAAAAUUGACUGAUCUAAACUUGUCAGGCAACAAUUUUUCUGGUUCUAUACCUAUCCAGGAAGUUACAAUUGGUUCUGCUCAAAAUUUGAGCCUGGUGUCCCUUGAUCUGUCAAAUAAUUCAUUGAGUGGUCAUUUGCCCCAAGAACUCACCAAGUUUCGUAGCUUAGAAUAUCUAAAACUGUCCAUUAACAAUUUUGAAGGUAGUAUUCCUGAGAAGCUUCCAGAAGAACUGAAAGAAUUCAACGUCUCAUUGAAUAAUCUUUCUGGUCUUGUACCUGAAAAUUUAAGGCAUUUCCCUGAUUCAGCAUUUUAUCCAGGGAAUUCCUUGCUGGUAUUUCCUCAUUCCAUAUCAUCACCAAACAAUGUCCCAGAUAUGAUUUCAAGAAGUCACAGGUCUCCUAUAAAAGCUGCUAUUAGAAUUGCACUGAUUGUAGGUUUGCUUGGUGGGGGAGCUAUUGUAGCCUUUUCAUGCGUGAUGAUCUAUUAUAGAGCCAACUGUCAAGGAUGUAUAAAGAGCAGUCGAAAAGCAAGUCGUGAAAAGAAUGGUGUUGCACCAGACAAAGCUGAAGACUCAAAAUCUUCAUACGGUUUGCAUCAAGAGCCUUCCCCAUCAUCUGCUAAGGAGUCUACUCAUGAUGCCAGUGAUACUUCAUCAGGUAUCGAGAAGUCUAAAAGAUUGAGUCAUCCUGAAACAGAAAAGCUAGAGGAAGGGGUAUUUUCUCCCACAUCUCUCUUAUCGCCUUCAAACCCAUCACCUUCCAAAAGGCAACAACCAUUCAGUAGUUCUGCUGUUCUCAACACUUGUUCCCCAGAUAAAUUGGCUGGUGAUUUACAUCUGUUUGAUGGCUCCUUGGCUUUCACAGCAGAAGAGCUUUCAUGUGCUCCAGCAGAAGCUAUUGGAAGAAGUUGUCAUGGAACAAUGUACAAAGCAAUGCUUGAGUCGGGUCAUGUAAUUGCUGUCAAAUGGUUAAGGGAGGGAAUAGCAAAAGGAAGGAAAGAUUUUGCUAGAGAAGUAAAGAAACUGGGGAGCAUCCGACAUCCAAAUCUAGUUUCUUUGCAGGGUUACUAUUGGGGCCCAAAGGAGCAUGAGAAACUUAUUAUAUCAAAUUAUAUCAAUGCUGAAUCUUUGGCCUUAUAUCUCCAUGAAGUCGAGCAUAGGCAACUCUCCCCAUUGUCUCUUGAGGAACGGCUCAAAGUUUCUAUAGAUGUUGCCAGAUGUCUGAACUACCUCCAUAACGAGAAGGCGAUUCCCCAUGGCAACCUAAAAUCUACAAAUAUUCUACUAGAAGCUCCCAACCACAAUGCAUACCUUACAGAUUAUAGUAUCCACCGAAUAUUGACUCCAGCUGGAACCACUGAACAAGUUCUGAACGCAGGUGCUCUUGGCUAUCGGCCCCCUGAAUUUGCUAAUUCAAGUAGACCCUGCCCCUCAUUGAAGAGUGAUGUCUAUGCAUUUGGAGUAAUCAUGUUGGAACUCCUGACGGGAAAGAGUUCUGGGGAGAUUGUUUCUGGCAUACCAGGUGUGGUUGAUCUGACAGAUUGGGUGAGAUUCUUGGUAGAAGGAAACCGUUCUUUUGAAUGCCUUGACAGACUGAUAUUGGAAAAUCACAGUUCUAAGUACUCGCCUAGAGUUCUUGAUGGUUUGCUGCAGGUGGCUUUAAGAUGUACCCUUCCAGCAUCAGAGAGACCAGACAUUAAAACUGUUUUUGAAGACCUUUCGAGAAUAGUGUACUAAAGGGCGCGCUCAGGUAGAAACUUUUUCUUUAGCACUAACACCAUACAUCAAUUCUUCUGCUUUUCUUUUACGUCUAAUUAUUUUUUUGAAUUUCUUCUAUGAUUGUCUGAUUAUAUCUGCCAAAUGAUAUGCUGUAAUGAUAAAGACGUUAAGGCUACUAUUUUAAGUAAUAAGCUCUUUGUAAAUGAGUGGGGUUAAUCAUUUUCAUUCACCCUGCUCCGUCAUAUGAUUUCAUAUGGGGGAAUCUCUCCCUAA